Molecule: messenger RNA, 1684 nt
Organism: Radiomyces spectabilis
Lineage: Eukaryota; Fungi; Mucoromycota; Mucoromycetes; Mucorales; Radiomycetaceae
Product: PIG-M-domain-containing protein
Exons: 4
Coding region: 42-1463 (473 amino acids)
Biological process (GO): GPI anchor biosynthetic process
Cellular component (GO): membrane; glycosylphosphatidylinositol-mannosyltransferase I complex
Molecular function (GO): GPI mannosyltransferase activity; alpha-1,4-mannosyltransferase activity
Source: RefSeq, a predicted model, not a curated record
UUUUUUCGCUCACGGAACACCCAAGAUAUGCACAACGCAUUAUGAGCAAUUCUUGGUUAACUUUCCGAUCAUUAUGCGUUGCGGCUUUUGUUCUGCGCGUUGUGUUGCUAAUCUACGGCGAAUGGCAAGAUGCGCACUUCACAGUAAAGUACACGGACAUCGACUAUAUUGUCUUUACAGAUGCUGCACGUUAUAUUACCCAAGGGUUGAGCCCCUACGAACGAGCCACAUACCGAUACACCCCGCUUCUGGCCAUAAUGCUGACACCGAAUAUCUACCUUUUCCGCGCCUUUGGCAAAUGCGUUUUUGCUUUGGCUGAUCUCGCGGUGGGCUAUUUAAUUCAUCGUAUUCUUUUGCAACGUGGAUUGCCAACGAAAAAGGCGCUAUGGUUGGACGCCUUGUGGCUGCUGAAUCCAAUGGUGGCGAAUAUUUCCACGCGCGGCAACGCCGAGUCAUUAUUGGGUGUCAUGGUGCUUGGCACCCUUUAUUUGGUCAUGCUCCGUCGAUUCUAUCCUGCAUGCUUUUUAUUCGGAUUGGCUGUUCAUUUCAAAAUAUAUCCAGUCAUUUACGCGAUACCGAUCCUGUUCUUGAUGGACGAGCAUUACGGCGAUCCCGUAGAAUGGCCACAGAUGGUAUGGACGUACCAGCAAGCAAGGCUCCGAUGUCUUCAGUUUUAUUUGCAGGACCAUGAUCAGAGUGAUGGAUGUAGGAUUCGCGAACCCGCGGAUCAAACCGACGCGAACCGAACCAACGCCCUCUCGCAAAACACCUCCUGCAUUGCCAAAACGAAACGUGUUAUCAACCGCUGUGUCCUGUUUCUUUCGCCGACCCGCAUCAUGUUUGGUCUCGUCAGUGCGGCUGCAUUUUUUGGCAUUACUUGGUUCAUGUAUCAGAUGUAUGGCGACGAAUUCCUGGAACACACGUAUCUUUAUCAUAUCACUCGAAAAGAUCAUCGUCACAACUUUUCCGUGUGGUUUUAUCAGAUGUAUCUUGCAUUUGACGCAUCGAUCAUGGGUAAAAUGAUGGGAUUAAUGGCGUUUCUGCCUCAAUUACUGCUUGUGGCGAUUGUGGGUAUCGCUUUUGCCAAAGAUAUAUUCUUUGCUUGCUUUAUCCAAACUUUCAUCUUUGUCACUUUUAACAAAGUGUGCACGUCACAGUAUUUCAUGUGGUACCUUUGUUUAUUCCCGCUCAUUCUACCUUCAACGGCGCUACAUCUUAAAUGGAAGGGGUUGGCGCUCAUUUUAGCAUGGGUGGCUGGUCAGGUACGUUUGAUUUGUAUUAAAUUAUUGAAUGGGACCGUCUCAUCCAAGGUUUUAUCGCUCAUAGGGGAUCUGGCUUCACUUUGCAUACCGGCUCGAAUUCUUGGGGGAAAAUACAUUUUUCAACCUCUGGUUAUCAGGAUUAACCUUCUUUGUGGUCAAUUGCUGGAUUGUGGUGGAGCUUAUACUGCAUCAUCAAUUUGAAUACCUGUACGGCAGCCGAGGCCGUAUUCGCUGGGUUUGGGGCAUGGGUGAUCCGGAAGGAUCGCCGUGAGCUUAUCAUAUGUACUAGUCAGCUAAAUCGGAUGUAUGUUGUUUCACUGUAAGAGAUAGUCGCGAAUACCUUUGUACAACUCAUGUAACUUGUAAACACUACUUGGUCUGGUCACAAAACAGCAGACAUAAAAAACUUAAUAGAAUGCCAA